This is a messenger RNA of Gekko japonicus, 6878 nucleotides long. RefSeq names its product protocadherin gamma subfamily C, 3 (gene PCDHGC3). Gene Ontology annotation, biological process: homophilic cell-cell adhesion. Bases 1 to 5109 code for a protein of 1702 amino acids. Gene Ontology annotation, molecular function: calcium ion binding. The record is from RefSeq and is a predicted model, not a curated record. Lineage: Eukaryota; Metazoa; Chordata; Lepidosauria; Squamata; Gekkonidae. The transcript has 5 exons. Gene Ontology annotation, cellular component: plasma membrane.
AUGCCAACAAAGAAGCUGAGGAAAUGGAUGGGAAUCAAAGAGAGCUGGAGCAGCAAGCGGCAAGUACAGCUUUCCUUGUUAGUCUCUUUGUUCUGCCAGGCACUGUCUGAAGAUGCUGGGUAUUCUAUUCCUGAGGAAAUGGAGAAGGGCGCUCUGGUGGGGAACCUUGCCAAGGAUUUGGGUCUGAACAAGAAAGACCUGGUGAAUAGGAAGCUCCGUAUCCUCUCUGCUGCUAAUGCACAGUUCUUUACAGUGAAUGGGGAACGUGGAGACCUCUACGUAAGAGACAGGAUAGAUCGGGAGGAAAUUUGCGGAAAGCUUCCGCGCUGUGUCCUCAAUUUUGAAAUUGUGGUUGAAAACCCUUUGAACGUUUUCCAUGUCAGUGUCGCCAUAGAGGACAUUAAUGAUAAUGCACCCUGGUUUUUAAAAGACGAUAUCAAGCUAGAAAUAAGUGAAUCCAGCCUGCCCGGAGCCAUCUUCGCUCUUGGAAAUGCCGAAGAUCCUGAUGUUGGGAUCAAUUCUCUCCAGAAUUACCAGCUGAGCCCCAAUCAGUACUUCGCCUUGGAUGUUAAAGAAAGUCCAGACAGAAAUAAAUAUGCAAUGUUGGUGCAAAGCAAACCACUGGAUCGGGAAAGUGAACAUAGUCUCCAUUUGACCCUUACAGGCCUGGAUGGGGGAGAGCCAAUAAAAACUGGGACAGCCCAUAUAUGGAUAAAUGUCACUGACAAUAAUGAUAACCCACCAGUCUUUACUCAGGAAGUCUAUAAAGCCAGCAUAAAGGAGAGUGCACCCAAAGGAUAUUCAGUAAUACAGGUCAAAGCCUCUGACAGAGAUGAAGGUUCCAAUGCAAAAAUAAGUUACAGUUUCAGCAACAUCCCAGCUAAAACCAGACAGAAGUUUAGCCUGGAUGCAGAAAAUGGGGUAAUUACACUUAAGGAGACUUUGGACUUUGAAGAGUCAACAAGCUACAUGAUGCUAGUGGAAGCCAAGGAUGGUGGUGGACUGCUGACCCAUAGCAAGGUGGAGGUGGUGGUUCUUGAUGAGAAUGACAAUGCUCCAGAGGUCGAGCUCAUGUCCAUCUUUAAUCCCAUCCCUGAAGACUCUCUGCCCGGCACUGUGAUUGCUUUGAUCAAAGUGGAGGAUAGAGAUGAAGGAGAUAAUGGGAAGACUGCCUGUUCUAUAGAAGGGAAUACACCUUUUCAGAUGCUGUUAUCAAAUAACAAUUACUACAAGCUCCUCACAGAGGGUGCCCUAGACAGAGAGAAAACCCCACACUACAACCUUACAAUCACAGCCACUGACAAAGGCACACCACCCCUUUCCACACACAAGACAAUCUCCCUGCAGAUUUCAGACGUCAACGACAACUCCCCUGCCUUUGGAGAAUCUUCCUACCAUCUCUUUGUGCCAGAAAACAACCCUUCGGGGGCCUCCAUUUACACUGUCAAAGCCUCAGACCCCGAUUUGGACCGCAAUUCAAGAAUCACUUACUCCAUCCUCACCAGCAAUAUCGAGGAUCUGCCUCUGUCCUCUUACGUGUCCAUUAACUCUGAGACUGGCACCCUCUAUGCACAGCGUUCCUUUGACUACGAGCAGUUCCGUGAGUUCCACAUUCAAGUGAAGGCCCAAGAUGGCGGCUCCCCCCCUCUCAGCAGCAAUGUCACAGUCUGGGUGUUUAUUCUGGAUCAGAACGAUAACCGCCCUCGGAUCCUGUAUCCUCUGCCGAGAGAUGAUGAUGACUCAGCUUUAUUUGAAAUGGUGCCUCGGUCUUCUGAGUCAGGCUAUUUGGUAACCAAAGUGGUGGCCGUGGAUGCUGACUCCGGACACAAUGCUUGGAUUUCCUAUCACCAGCUUCAGGCGACGGAUCCGGCUCUCUUCACCAUUGGACUACACACUGGGGAAGUCAGGACAGCACGGGCCUUUGUGGAAACAGAUGCUGUAAAGCAAAAGCUCGCCAUUUUAGUGAAGGAUAAUGGAAGCCCUCCUCUUUCUGCCACCGUCACUUUGAACCUGGUGUUUGCAGAGAGCUUCCAAGAGGCGCUUCCAGAAAUGAGCAAGCCACCCAGUGACUCAGCGUCCCAGUCUGAUAUGAACACCAUUUUGGUGACCACCAUCAUUUUAGUCUCGUGCUUAUUUCUUUUUACAGCCCUAACGGUUUUGAUUCUGAAAUGCCGAAGACAAAGAAGCCCAGCUGUGCUUGGGUCCUACAAUCCAGAACUGUAUGCUAGUUUAGGCCACAAGUUUUCCUGCAAUUACAGCCAGGGGACAUUAGCAUUGCCCUGUUCAUAUGAAGUAUGCCUGGCCUCCCAGUCUGGGCACAAGGAGUUUGCCUUUCUGAAACCAGACCCGGGGGCUGUCACGGACAGUCUCAUUACAACGGAAGAUUCUGGAAUUGGGAAUGAAUCUGAAUGUCUGGGAGACAAUCUCGGCUCCAGUACCAGCAUACAGGGCCGCAACCUGCGCGUGGUGACGGGCGGCGGGCGCAGCUACUUCGCGGCCGACCUGCGCAGCGGGCGGCUGGUGGUGCGGGAGCGGCUGGACCGCGAGGCCCUGUGCGGCCGGCUGGCGCCCUGCGUGCUGAGCCUGCAGCUGGUGGCCGAGCGGCCGCUCGAGCUCUUCGGCGUGGCCGUGGAGGUGACGGACAUCAACGACAACGACCCGGCCUUCCCGAGCCGGCAGAUGCGGCUGGAGGUCAGCGAGGCGGUGGCGCCGGGGGCGCGCUUCCCGCUGGAGAGCGCGCAGGACGCGGACGUGGGCGCCAACGCGGUGCAGACCUACCAGCUGAGCGCCAACCCCCACUUCGCCCUCGACGUGCAGGCCCGCGCCGACGGCACCAAGUACGCCGAGCUGGUGCUCCGCCAGGCGCUCGACCGCGAGCGGCAGCGCGACCUCCGCCUGCUCCUCACCGCCCUCGACGGCGGCAGCCCGCCCCGCCCCGCCGGCCUCCAGGUCCUGGUCGACGUCCUCGACGCCAACGACAACGCGCCCGUCUUCAACCGCUCCGCCUACGGCGCCCGCCUGCGUGAGGACGCCCCGACGGGCUCCCUGGUGGCCCGGCCCAGCGCCGUCGACCUGGACGAGGGCCCCAACGGGGAGAUCCUCUACUCCUUCAGCAGUCACACCCCGGCCCGGGUGCGCCAGCUCUUCGGCCUCGACGCCGCCACGGGGGAGCUGAGGCUCCAGGGCUCGCUGGACUUCGAGGAGGCCAAGUUGUACGAGAUCUACAUCCAGGCGAAAGACAAGGGCCCCAACCCUGCCGUGGCGCACUGCAAAGUGCUGGUGGAGGUCGAGGACGUGAAUGACAACGCCCCGGAGAUAACGGUCACCUCGGUGUACAGCCCGGUGCCGGAGGACGCCGCCCCGGGCACUGUGAUCGCUUUGCUGAGCGUCAGGGACCAGGACUCUGGGGAUAACGGACUGGUCCAUUGCUCCAUACCUUCGGGCAUCCCCUUCGCCCUUAGCUCUUCUCUUAAAAACUACUACACCUUGCAGACCAAAGAGCCCUUGGAUCGGGAACUGGUUUCGGAGUACAACAUCACCAUCGCAGCCCGGGAUGGUGGCUCGCCUCCUCUGGUGGCGGAGAAGCAGGUGCUGGUCAAAGUGUCCGAUAUCAACGACAACCCUCCCAAAUUCCCACAGCCCUCCUAUGAUUUGUACGUGGAGGAGAACAACCUUCCGGGGACCGUGAUUCUUAACGUCAGUGCCUCCGACCCGGAUCUGAACAAGAAUUCCCACCUUUCCUACUCCAUCCUGGACAGUAAUAAGGUCUCGGGAGACCUGGUGGGCCGGUACUUUUCUAUUAAUCGAGACAAUGGUACUAUUUAUGUCCUAGUGCCUCUGGACCACGAGGAUACAAUGGAGUUCAGGAUGGUGGUCCAGGUCCACGAUGGGGGCAUCCCACCCCUCGCCACUAACCUCACAGUCGGCGUGUUUGUCACAGAUCAAAACGACAACCCGCCCCAGGUGUUGUACCCACGCACAAAUGCCAGCGCUUUGUUUUCAGAAACCAUUUCCCCCACGGUCAGCCCUGGAUACAUGGUCACCAAGAUUGUGGCUUGGGACGCCGAUGCCGGUUACAAUGCCUGGCUUUCCUAUUUGCUCCUUCAAGCCACCGACCCAGGGCUUUUCACGGUGGGGCUGCACUCUGGGGAGGUGAGCACCGCUCGCGCUUUGCAGGAGGAUGACUCCCGCAAGCAAACCUUGGUCAUCUUGAUCAAAGACAAUGGGGAACCUGCCUUAUCCUCCACGGUGACCCUCACCAUCACGGUAGCCGAGGUGUCAGGGGAGACCUUUUCAGACCUGGCGAUGAUGCCCCUGGUGCCACAGACAAAGAAGCACUUGACUUUCUAUUUAAUCCUUGCUAUCAUCUUGAUCUCAGUGGCCUUCUUUCUCACCGUCCUCGGGGUGGGCCUUUAUAAGUUCUACAAGUGGAGGCGAUCCAAGGACAUUUUCAAGGCCUCCAGAAGCUCCCUUUACAGGACCCCGGGACCUUUCAACCACAUAGACACUGUCCGGAGUGGAUUUACUCCUCCAAACUUUUACCAGCAGGUUCUCACCACUGACUCUCGCCAGAGUGAGCUUCUAUACAAAAUGCCCUUUACCCCCAGUCCCAUGGGCAGCUGCCAGAACACGCUCGCCAGAUGUGAUCCUGCACUAUAUAACCAGAUAAUAAGCACAAAUAGUAGACAUCUGGUGCCCUCCGAGCAAGCACAACCUGUGAACACAGACUGGCGGUUCUCUCAAGCCCAGAGACCAGGCACCAGCGGGUCUCAGAAUGGGGAUGAAAAUGGGACUUGGCCAAACAACCAGUUUGAUACGGAAAUGCUUCAAGCCAUGAUCCUGGCGUCAGCGAACGAAGCUGCCGCUGCCGCCGCCGCCAAUCCAGACGGGAAUUCGACUCUGGGAGGCGGAGCCACUGCAGGCACGAUGGGCCUCAGCACCAGGUAUGGCCCCCAGUUCACCCUGCAGCACGUCCCCGACUACAGGCAAAACGUGUACAUCCCGGGCAGCACGGCCACGCUCUCCAAUGCCGCGGGAAAGCGUGACGGGAAAGCGGCAGCCUCCGGAGGGGGAAACAAGAAGAAGUCGGGGAAGAAAGAGAAGAAGUAGGCGGAACCCACAGGAGGAGACCGGCGCCACCUUAGACCUGGAGGGCAAAACCGUCCAGCACUCCCCCAAUUCAUAGUCUAGGAUGGAGGAUGAAUGUGAAUUUGUGGAUAAUAAAUUUUUCUAAAAAAAUAAAUAAAAGAACAUUCCGAAUGUAACGUCAUCGUUGGGUCAUCAGGGCUAAGAGUAGGUCACCUACCCGUAGUCCUCAUGAUGUCAAAGAAUUUGGAAACAAAACAUGAUGUAGUCCCAUGGGCUGAGAUGUUCUCACAAGAGAAACGCAAGGGUGCCCAAUCGGUGAAAGGUUUUCUUCACCACUGGUUUACUCCAGAGUGAUCCGAAACAACCCACAAGGCUUAGGGUGGGCUCUGUCCGUUGUAAAUAAUUCUCAUAAACAGAGAUCUGUAUGUAUGCAUUUCCCCCCUCCCCCAUGUCGAAGCACAUCAUCUCUUCCUCCGAUUUUGAUGAUUGAUUUAUUUCCCCCCCCAACCCUCGAGAACUAGCAACUGGAAUCCUUGUUAUGAAGUUGAUAGGGAGUGCUUUAGUUCCCCUUAAACCCGUUGAUUUAAAAGAAAUGUUUAUCCUGCAUUGUUAGAAGGGAAUGAGAUUCAGGUGCGUUAUAAACAUUUGUCUUUUAUUUUAAGUUUAACCAGCGAUGGCCUAAAAGAAAUGAACACGCAGUCACGGUCUCUGAGAAGCAGGGCGCGCAAGUCACCUUGCUGUGGGAAGCCUUCCUGGGGUGGGGGGGGCCCACAGACACCCCCCUGCCCUUAUUGUUUGACUACCAAGGCCUCUAAAGAGACAUCUCAUCUCCAUUGUGGUCAUAAAUAUUUAUGUGUACAGUAAAUGUCUUUCUGGAGUAAGAGUUAGAGAAAGUAGUGGGCCGCUUGUGAGCGUAGUGAGCUGCUGUUCCCUGAUGCACUGAAAUAGCUCUGUGAGUUCCCCACAGGCAGAUGACUUUGGUCAGCAAAUGGGUUUCCAGUCGCCCAGCUGAGAAUGAGUUAAACAGGAAUGCUUCACAUCUUUCUGCACAUCGAGUUGCAUGUAGAACACUCGCCUCUCAUGUACAGUAGGACCACCAACGCCUCCCACGCUAGAAUACAGAAGCCAUUGCAUGCCGUAAACAGCAUGAUGUAGAUAUGCUGCCAAAUGCCCACAGCCCUGACGCAACCCAAGCAUCGUCUGUCCGCCAGUCGAGUUCAGUAGCGAAAUGCGUUGCCCCCGUGUCGGAGCACUGGCAAAGUAUGCACGUUCCGUAUUGUCUAUGCAGUGCACCUAAGAAAUGCCUGUGGAUUUACGGGCCUUCACAAUCAGAUGUUUAAGAAAACAGCGUUUGGCCGGAGAAAGUUCAGGGUCCAGGCAUGGAGAAGGGAUGCUGGAAUUAGUCCUGGGCAACGCUUGCUGACUGCCGAGCCAGUGACCCGUCCCGGAGGUCAGCUUGGACUCCACAGUAGGGUUUUGGUGCAGUGCAGGUCCUCAGGACCACUCUGCUACCAACCCUGCCUGGAUGCUGCUCAAAGUCCACUGGAAUUUUUUUUUUUUAAACGCACUCUGGAGUUCUUUUCCUGUGUCCUUUUAAAAAACCACUUGAUUUGGGUUCUUUAACCAUAUUAUUUAACAGCCGAGGGUUGGCAGGAUUUCUGCAGCCCUUCGUCCCCAUCUCUGUGCAUAUCCAAGCGCAGGCAAGGUAGGGUUUGCCAUGAGCUGUGAGCACAGGGCCUCUCUUCCUGUCCACAGACAGUACGGAGUUCCCUUCCCCCUCAGCUGGCUUC